UCUCAUAAAUAAUCUCAUUUAUUAUUAGUCUGUAUUGUGCAUUGUACAGUACCAGUAACAAUAUUCUCUCAUUAUGCGAUUGCGCAAUUUGCAUAAUUAUUGUAAGUUCUACGAAUUAUUAUGACAAUGCAACAUUGUAUCAACGAAAAUAACAUCAGCAGACAUUCUGGCGUUUCAAAUAAUUUAUGGGCGACUUUAAAUCCUCGGGUACGUCUUUCAAACAAUGCAGGUAUUGACAUUCAUCUUCUUUCUCCUAAGUAUCAUGGGCGUCUGGAAACCACAAGAGUGGCGUGGAAUAAAAGCAACUCUCUAUUACAUUUACCGGGCUAUUAUAAUAAUUGUCAACCACCUUUCCAUACUGUCUUUUUUGUUGGACAUACAGUUCAAAAAUAUUAAAAUCGGCUAUUUAAUCGACAAUUUAUCGUUGCUUUUCAUUCUUCUCAUAAUUCGACAAAAAAUCGUUUGCAUAGUUGGAAAUCGUCCUGGCAUUAUACAUAUAAUUGUUUCACUAAAAAACAGUCCCUUCAAAUUUGAGGAUCGUAAAGAAGAAGUUAUUUUUUCACGAUUUGAAAAAAUAGCAAGAAAUAUUAUUACGUACUAUCCGAUGAUAUAUCUAAGUAACCUAUCAAUGCAAUGUACAGGUUUCAUUUCUGUGAUGGAUCCUCCUUACGCUCUUCCCUAUAAAGGCUGGUUCCCUUACAAUUACACUCGAACAACAAAAGCCUACUGGGCAACGGCCGUUUACCAAAUGUCCGCAGCAUUUGUUUUGGGAACCAUUAAUGCAAUAUCAGAUAUGUUACUGCCAUGUAUAAUGUGUUACAUGUGUGGGCACAUUCACAUUCUGAGAUACAGGUUUCGAGUUAUGACUGAAAAAUUGCAAAAGAUGUCAGAAAAUAAUGAACCAAAAGAUGAAAUAAUUUCCACUGAGCAAAAAUUGAUGGCCGAUUGGGUUAAAUUUCACAUUGAUAUUUUGAAUUUAUUUAAAAUUACAAAUGAUAUAUUUUUAACCGUUAUAUUUGUGCAAUACACUAUAAGCUCACUAAUUCUUUGUGCGAUUGCGUAUUUAUUGUCGCACAUGGAACCAAUGACAAUGGAAUUCGUUGGAAAUUUAGCAUUUUUGACUGCCAUGUUUAUACAAAUAUUGCUGCCUUGUUAUUUCGCUGAUAAAUUAACUUUUGAGUUUUUAGAUAUAUCUACCGGAAUUUAUGACACAAAUUGGUACCAAUUAAGUAACAAUAUCCGUAAAUCGAUAGUAAUUAUACUCCGAAAAUCUCACCGACCUGUUACGAUGACAAGCAGUUUUUUUAUAGUUUUAUCCCUUGAAUCCUUCACCAAAGUCAUAAAACUUGCUUAUACUAUCUACAAUGUGCUAGAUUGAAAUGUUAUAUAUUUAUAUUUAUGAGUACAGUCGAGAAAUAAAUAAAUGAAUAUAGUUACGGCAUUUGUUGAGCAAGUGGCGAUUAAUAAAUAUGUUGAUAUAGUCAAUUAAUAGUUGGUCUUAAUAAUUUUAUUUUUUCAAAUCGGUAA
Messenger RNA from Microplitis demolitor, 1527 nucleotides. Its product is annotated as odorant receptor 2a. Gene Ontology annotation, cellular component: plasma membrane. NCBI's taxonomy places the organism in Eukaryota, Metazoa, Arthropoda, Insecta, Hymenoptera, Braconidae. The record is from RefSeq and is a predicted model, not a curated record. The transcript is spliced from 5 exons. Gene Ontology annotation, biological process: detection of chemical stimulus involved in sensory perception of smell; sensory perception of smell. Bases 224 to 1378 code for a protein of 384 amino acids. Gene Ontology annotation, molecular function: olfactory receptor activity; odorant binding.